AUGGCUGAGCCAAUGACCUUUGCUGCUCCCUACGGCCGUGCCGACGAGCGCAUGGCCGACAUGGUCACUCCCGACGGCCAUGGAUACGCCGAGCCCAUGUUCAACGAGCCGGUGAUGGAGCCGUGGAUGGACGGCGUCCUGGACGAGACGCUGAUGAUGGCCGCGCCCAGCUCGUGGGACAACUUUGACGCCCUCGACACGGCUGUCUCGCAGGCCACGGCUACUCCAAACGCCUUUGACUCCAUGCUCGCCGACUGCUCUCUCCCGGCUGACAGCCAGGCCAGCAGCAACGGUGACCUUACAGUCUCUCCGGAUAUGCUGAACAUCUCGUCGAACCUCGCUCUCCCCGACAGCGAGAUCUCGUCACUCUUGGGCACCGAAUUCAGCAACUCUUUCAGUACCUUCGACUCACCUACUACCAACAACACUUCUUUCUCGACUCAAACUACUCCGGAGUCCACUGCUGGAGACAACUGUGAACUCGUCUUUGAGCAAGUUGCAUCCGCCUUCAAGGAUCUCGCCCGUGCCAGAGCCGCUGCCGAUCCACGACCAAUCUCUCGCAAGCAGAAGCAGAGAGAUGCCUCCAUUGCUCUCUACCUGGAGCGUCUACGUGACACUUGCAAUGAGGCUGUUGCAGCCCUCAACUCGGGCGCCGAUAGUACAACCGCUAUGGGCCAUUCCGCUGCCUGGUUCAACUCUAACCAGGUAUCCAUGUCCUCCCAGCACAGCUCUUCUGGCACCAGCAGUUUCUCCACCAGCUCUCCCUCGGAGGGUUUCACGGAGUUCCACUCUCAAUCUCAAUCGACUCGCUCUUCUGUGCCAUCCCAGUCCCCCACCUUGGACCAGUCUCGACCUCAGUUCCAACAACCUUCUCCCCCAGCUCCACCCUCGGGAGGUAUUGAGCUCGUCAUGGACCUCAACAUGAACACUGCCACCUCUCUCCCACGGAAGCACCGCCCACGGACGGAAACCCAGCGCCAGCGAUACCUGGCCGUCCGCAACCAAGGGGCCUGCGAAAAGCACAAGAAGCAGCACAAGAGAUGCACUUGCAUUGACAAGGCAAUCCCACUUGUCUCUACCUGUACCGCCACCUCUACUGCCUCAUCCUCGCCCCAGGCUGGCGCUGGCGCCAGCACCGGCAUCGAUGCCACUAUCAGCGUCCUAUCGCAUACCAAGGGACGUCACUCUGUCCGCAAGACAUCACCGCUUCGGCGUGUUCCUGGCGUCCGUGGCGCCCGCGAUUCCCUCUCGCCAACGUCCGGAGAGGAUAACUGGUCAGGACUUGGCCAUGGCGGCGAAGUCCUGAUCAGAAACAACAGGCCAGAUGGCAUUGCGAAGGGCGAGGCCGGCAUGGACUGCAGCGCGUCAUACUUGCUGCAACGGCAAGGCAAACUCGAUCAAUGCCGCGACAGUGGCCAUGAUAUAGGCAACUCACACGAUAAGGGCGUAUCUCGCCACAGAGUGGCCUCGAGCGAGCGUGUCUCUACUUUGCCCACGAACACCGGCAACGUAGCAUGGUCAAUCACGCCGCAGGCAGUGUUGGACAGCAACAUCAACGUCCGCUCUCGUACUACUGGCGGCUGCGAGCCCGCACGCAACAGAGACGCAGGUGGCCAUGGCUACUACGCCCGUUGCGCCGACAGCAGUGUCUCCGCUACUAUGUGUCUCGGCAACCGAGACCAGGGCCGCCGUGCCAUCAGCACUGCCUCAUCGUUUGUGUUCCCUGAUGGAACUUGGCAAUGCCCGCACGGCCAGUUUGCCACGAGCAGCCAGAGCCACAGCGCCAAUAUAGGUGGUUCCAGCAACAUAGACGGUUCAAGACAAGCGCAGAUAUCGUCCUAUCUGCAUCUUCGUGACAAGAAGGAAGACAAACAGAAGCACACAUGCUUCCACACAUGGAGCAACGGAGAUUGCAACUCCUCAUCGUCGUCAGCUACAACAGGUGCAAAUGCUAGAGCACAUAACAUCAACAACAACUGUUGUACCAACGCAGCAGCCCACCUUCGGCGUACCACAGACCUUGUGUUCUCUACCAUCACCAACUCCCAGUCUCUGAAGAACCGCAGCGCCAUUCGCGACGAAUGUUGUGCCGGAUCAAUGUCCUCAGCCCUUCUUCAACCAUCAGCCUCUAAUAUAUCGUCUGCCUACGCCGGCCUACGAUGGUAUAUACAGGCCUACAUCAACGACAGCGUGCGUUCCAGCUUGAAACGUGCCACCCCCCACCAACUCGAAUUCGCCCUUUGGUGCUUCAUAUGGAUAAGUAUGCUAGUGCUAUCGGCAAUUUUCAAGGGUGCUUUGGCUUAA
Messenger RNA from Trichophyton verrucosum HKI 0517, 2304 nucleotides. RefSeq lists its product as uncharacterized. The coding region runs from base 1 to 2304 and encodes 767 amino acids. The transcript has a single exon. The record is from RefSeq and is a predicted model, not a curated record. Lineage: Eukaryota; Fungi; Ascomycota; Eurotiomycetes; Onygenales; Arthrodermataceae.